GUUUUCCACACUGCUGCCAACUGUCGCCAUUCGAAAAAAGUCAAAACGAUCGCAGCGCCUCUUGGGAACAGUCUUUUUCUGUAGAAACUCGAGCGAAGUUGAGAGAAAACACCCGGACAAGAUGGGGAAAGGAAAUAAUAUGGUGCCCAAUGCCCACUUCCACAAGUGGUGGCAGCGGCAUAUUCGCACGUGGUUCAACCAGCCGGCCAGGAAGUUCCGUCGCCGCCAGAAUCGCAUCAAGAAGGCUAAGGAGAUCUUCCCACGACCCUCUGCCGGACCUCUGCGCCCCGUCGUGAGGUGCCCCACCGUGCGCUACCACACCAAGGUCAGGGCAGGACGCGGAUUCACCGCUGCCGAACUCAAGGGAGCUGGUCUCACUUCUGGCUUCGCCAAGACCAUCGGCAUCGCCGUGGACCGUCGCAGGCGCAACAAGAGCGUGGAGCAGCGCCAGAUCAACAUCCAGCGCCUCAAGGAGUACCGCAACAAGCUGAUCCUCUUCCCCAUUCACGAGAAGAGGAAGCUGCAGAAGGGCGAGGCUCCGCCAGAGACGUGCAAGCUGGCCACGCAGGUGAAGCGCAAGGUGAUGCCGAUCAGGAAUCCCAAGCCCACGGUCACUGUGCGCGCCAUCACGAACCGCGAGCGCAAGUUCAGCGCCUUCAAGACGAUGAAGAAGGCCCGCUCCGACGCCAGGCUGGUCGGAAUCCGCGCCAAGAAGGCCCGCGAGGCGUCGGAGAACCCAGAAGACAUCUCCAAGGUGCCCGCCACCAAGGAGCCCAAGAAGGCCAAGAAGUAAAUCUAUUGUACAACCCAGAUUUACGGCGAAAUAACAUGCAAAUCCACACACAUACACAAA
Phlebotomus argentipes is the source of this 853-nucleotide messenger RNA. It is a transcript of the gene RpL13, whose product is annotated as large ribosomal subunit protein eL13. Gene Ontology annotation, molecular function: structural constituent of ribosome; RNA binding. Lineage: Eukaryota; Metazoa; Arthropoda; Insecta; Diptera; Psychodidae. The transcript has 3 exons. Gene Ontology annotation, cellular component: ribosome; cytosolic large ribosomal subunit. The coding region runs from base 122 to 793 and encodes 223 amino acids. Gene Ontology annotation, biological process: translation. The record is from RefSeq and is a predicted model, not a curated record.